Molecule: messenger RNA, 1749 nt
Organism: Staurois parvus
Lineage: Eukaryota; Metazoa; Chordata; Amphibia; Anura; Ranidae
Source: the annotation of a GenBank genome assembly
AUGGAAGGAGAAUAUUUCAUGGGCGGAGGGGUCAUUGUGGGAGACUGGGAGGAUAGAGGAGGGGAUGAAGAAUAUGCCGAAGGGGAGGACGAUGCCGAGGUGCAGCAGGAGUGUCUACAGAAAUUGGGCAGCCGGGACUACAUCAUGGAACCCGCUAUAUUUAACUCCUUGAAGAGGUAUUUCCAGGCCGGUGGCUCCCCAGAGAACGUCAUACAGCUGCUGUCAGAGAAUUACACCGCCGUGGCGCAGACAGUGAAUUUGUUAGCUGAAUGGCUGAUCCAGUCAGGUGUGGAGCCGGUGCAGGUGCAGGAAACGGUAGAGAACCAUCUGAAAAGUCUCCUCAUUAAACACUUUGAUCCACGUAAAGCAGAUUCCAUCUUCACAGAGGAAGGAGAGACUCCGGCUUGGUUGGAGCAAAUGAUCGCACACACAACAUGGAGAGACCUUUUCUACAAGCUGGCAGAGGCUCACCCAGACUGUUUGAUGCUGAACUUCACUGUAAAGCUCAUCUCAGAUGCUGGAUAUCAGGGUGAAAUCACCAGCGUCUCCACAGCUUGCCAGCAGCUUGAGGUGUUCUCCAGGGUGCUUCGAACUUCUCUGGCCACCAUUUUAGAUGGAGGAGAGGAGAACCUUGAGAAGAACUUGCCAGAAUUUGCUAAAAUGGUCUGCCAUGGAGAGCACACGUAUUUGUUUGCCCAAGCAAUCAUGUCCAUAUUGGCGCAGGAGGAACAGGGGGGAUCUGCCAUGCGCAGGAUCGCUCAAGAGGUGCAAAGAUUUGCUCACGAAAAAGGUCAUGAUGCCAGCCAGAUCACACUUGCUCUGGGUACAGCAGCUUCCUAUCCUCGAGCAUGCCAAGCACUGGGAGCUAUGUUGUCCAAAGGAGCUUUGAACCCUGCAGACAUCACUGUGCUGUACAAAAUGUUCACAAGCAUGGAUGCCCCCCCUGUGGAGCUGAUCCGUGUUCCCGCUUUCCUGGACCUUUUCAUGCAGUCACUUUUUAAACCAGGUGCCAAGAUAAACCAGGACCACAAACACAAGUACAUCCACAUACUGGCAUAUGCAGCCAGUGUGGUGGAGACCUGGAAGAAGAACAAAAGGGUGAAUAUAAACAAGGAUGAACUGAAGUCCACCUCCAAAGCAAUAGAGACGGUUCACAAUCUGUGCUGCAAUGAGAACAAGGGGGCCUCAGAACUGGUGGCGGAGCUGAGCACACUGUAUCAGUGUAUCAGGUUCCCAGUUGUGGCGAUGGGUGUUCUGAAGUGGGUGGACUGGACCGUGUCGGAACCUCGCUACUUCCAGCUACAGACAGAUCACACCCCUGUCCAUCUGGCCUUGCUGGAUGAGAUCAGCACAUGCCACCAGCUGUUACACCCGCAAGUCCUGCAGCUUCUUAUCAAACUCUUUGAGACAGAGCACUCGCAGCUGGAUGUCAUGGAGCAGCUGGAGCUGAAGAAGACUUUGCUGGACAGGAUGGUCCACCUGCUGAGUCGAGGUUAUGUACUUCCAGUGGUCACUUACAUGCGCAGAUGUCUGGAGAAGAUGGACACCGACAUCUCACUUAUACGAUACUUUGUCACAGAGGUCCUAGAUGUCAUUACUCCCCCUUACACCUCAGACUUUGUACAGCUUUUCCUCCCAAUCCUAGAAAAUGAAAGCAUAGCCGGCACUAUCAAGGCAGAGGGAGAACACGAUCCAGUAACAGAGUUCAUAGGUAAGAAUCUGCAUAUUUUGUCCUGCUUUUAUUUGUAA